UACCGUGGGAAAAUAUAACCCCAGUGAUUGUAAUAUAAUCCAUAGAUUUAAAGUUGUUUGGUAUUGAUUUCAUGUGAGGUAAAGCCAAACUUUCACUUUAAGAAGGCGCGUCUCUGCGGCGAGUGUGUUUACUGCGAGCCUCCAGGAGGCACAUGGAAGAAGGCAGCUGUGUGCAUCCACAACCCGCACACCUCCGGUCCCCAUACACGGUUGCUGACCGGUCAUCGGUGAAGCGCCAAGGGACGUGAGAGACAUGGAGACACCGCCGGGCAGGAGCUGCUGCGGGGAGCGCACCUUCGCCAACCGACAGUGAGGAAGUGGAGGGACGGGAUGGCAGCCUCCAGUAACUCUAGCCUAUCUGGUUCAUCCUUGUCAUCUGACCCCGAGGAUUACCAACCACCCAUAUGGAAGUCCUACUUGUACCAACUACAGCAGGAAGCCCCAAGACCGAAGAGGAUAGUAUGUCCUCAGGAGAUGGAAACCAGGCCCAAAUACUACGGCAGAGAAUUUCAUGGCAUGAUCUCUCGAGAGUAUGCAGAUGAGCUUCUGAGGUCAGCUGAGGGUUCCUACCUGAUCAGGGAGAGCCAAAGACAGCCAGGGACGCACACGUUGGCCUUAAGGUUUGGGCCUCAGACGCUCAACUACAGGUUGUUCUACGAUGGGAAACACUUUGUCGCCGAGAAGAGGUUUGAGUCGGUGCACGACCUCGUCACAGAUGCCCUCAUCACUCUCUACAUCGAGACCAAGGCGGCGGAGUACAUUGCCAGAAUGACUGCCAACCCCAUCUACGAGCACCUCGGUUACACCUCGCUGCUGAAGGACAAGAUGGUGCACAGGCUCAGCCGCGGAUGCACGGAACCUCGCAGGGUCACCUUUGUGAGGGAUGAACAGAUCUCCUCAUCUCUGGUGCGGCAGAGCGCUUUGAAAGACGCAUCAGAGAAGCAGUGCUCCUAUGAGAAGAUCCACAACUUCAAGGUACACACCUUUCGAGGGCCACACUGGUGUGAGUACUGUGCCAACUUCAUGUGGGGCCUGAUUGCCCAGGGUGUCCGCUGCUCAGAUUGCGGACUGAAUGUACACAAGCAGUGCUCAAAGCUGGUGCCCAGCGACUGCCAGCCGGACCUGCGCAGGAUAAAGAAAGUGUUCAGCUGUGACCUCACCACACUUGUCAAGGCCCACAACACCACCAGGCCCAUGGUGGUGGAUCUCUGCAUUCGAGAGAUAGAGCUCCGAGGUAUGAAAUCUGAAGGUCUGUACAGAGUGUCUGGUUUCUCCGAGCACAUCGAGGAUGUGAGACUCGCCUUUGACAGAGAUGGAGAAAAGGCUGACAUCAGUGCCAGUGCCUACGCCGAUAUCAACAUCAUUGCUGGGGCUCUGAAGCUCUACUUGAGAGACCUUCCCAUCCCAGUCAUCACCUUUGACUUGUACUCCACAUUCAUUCAGGCAGCAAAGAUUCCUAAUGCUGAAUCCAGACUGGAGGCCGUGCAUGAGGGUUUGCUGCAGCUUCCUCCAGCUCACUACGAGACUCUACGCUACCUAAUGGCUCACCUCAAGAGGGUAACAAUGUUCGAAAAGGACAACUUGAUGACUUCAGAGAACUUGGGCAUCGUCUUUGGUCCAACGCUGAUGCAGCCGCCGGAGCAGAACGCUUUGACAACCCUGAAUGACAUGAGGCAGCAGAAGCUUGUGGUGCAGCUCAUGAUAGAGCACGAAGAUGUGUUAUUCUAGUUCCCAAGAACAUACGGCACAAUCACAGACACUUUUGUCAAAGAGGAAAACUCAAGCCACCUUAAAAAGAGUAAUUAAGGAUCAAAUUGCUCUGGGGGAGCUUCUUUUCACGCAUGACUGUUUGGUUGGUUUGGUGUUGUCUUGUUUCUGUCUGUGUUGGAGUUUGACACUCUGCCAAUGCCGUCAUGUUUGAUUUAGCACAGGAUCCAAUAUGUUUACAAGCUGAAGCGCCGUUCCCUGCGCUCUAUUUGAAGACUACGCCGCUGCACAACAUCUGUGAAGGUGUAAACCGCAAGCCUCAUCUCAACAGUGAAUUUCCUCACGUGUCGUGUGUGCUUAUUGUGCGUGGUUUGUGGGAGUGUCAGCUAACCUUUACGAAAAACAUACAGAUCCCGUCAUUGCAGGUCAAAUCUGAUCUCAGCAGCGAUGGGUAUUUUGUGGUGUACAAACGCUGAAAAAAAAUUAGACAAUUGGUCAAUUCAUGAAGCACUUUUAUGAAACGUGUGUACAGAUUUGUUUUGUAAAGAUUUAUUUUUGUCUUCUUAUUCUGCAUCAUGUUGUUUUGUCACAAUAAUAUAUAUACUGUUGGGAAUGAUGCUUGUUAAACUGGUGUCUGGAUACAAAACAGUUCAGAAAAAUAAACUGAGCUACUGUUACUGCUGGUCAGAUCCGUGCUGUUUGACUGAAUGUUUUUAGAGCUAGUGUGGUUUCAGACUGCAAUCUGACAUCCCACUGAGGUCACAUCCCUGUAAUGUUGAUUAAUGAUGGCUACAAGCUACGGUUUACACUUUAUUUCUGUUACUUGUUAAAGCCAUAUUCUUGUCAUGUUUUUUUUUAUUUUGAUGCCGCUAUCUCUAAUUCAAUCUCUUGUUUCAUAGUCGAACCUCCUCACUCAUCCAGCUUUUUCUGAAGGUGUGGCCUGCAGGGUGGAAUUUUGAUAUGAGUGUGGCUUUCUGUGCAAACAUGUUUGACAACUAUGUCUAUUUUAGCAGUCUGCCUGUGCUUGUUGCCUAAUUCAAUAAGCGAUACUUGAUUUGACAUUCCACUGAGCCACUGUAGUAAAGGGCAUAGCAUUAAACUUAGUUGAGCGCCUUAGUUUUUU
Molecule: messenger RNA, 2830 nt
Organism: Dunckerocampus dactyliophorus (ringed pipefish)
Lineage: Eukaryota; Metazoa; Chordata; Actinopteri; Syngnathiformes; Syngnathidae
Gene: chn2
Product: chimerin 2
Exons: 14
Coding region: 331-1728 (465 amino acids)
Biological process (GO): positive regulation of GTPase activity; signal transduction; regulation of small GTPase mediated signal transduction
Molecular function (GO): GTPase activator activity
Source: RefSeq, a predicted model, not a curated record